Molecule: messenger RNA, 1428 nt
Organism: Penicillium salamii
Lineage: Eukaryota; Fungi; Ascomycota; Eurotiomycetes; Eurotiales; Aspergillaceae
Source: the annotation of a GenBank genome assembly
AUGUUGCCACAAAUAACCUUGGAGUCGCCUCUUGCGCAGGCAGUCGCAAACGCUAUUCAGCCCAAGCUGGUGGAGAUGGGUUGGAGCGAUGGCUCGGAAUCCCCGCUGAUCGAGUAUAUCGUUCUCAUGUUGGUGAAUGGAAAGACGCAGGAACAGAUCGCCACGGAGCUGUCAAACGAUUUCCUUGGCCUGGAUGAAGGAGACACUGCGGCCCUCGAGUUUUCCCACUGGUUGUUUGGCCAAGUCGAGCAACUCAACCAACAGAUCAAUGGAGCCCCAAACAAUGCUGCCAUGGGACAGCCUAUCCCAUCCUCUGGAGGAUUCGACCCUUCGGGCCAACCCAUUGCCCAAACAUCAGGAGAAGCAUAUGGCCAGGACGCCGAAAUGGGCGAUGCAGCAAACGACUCUGUCCCCACCGGCCCGAAAGCCAUGCGCAACAACACACGAGGCGGAAAGGGCAGGAUCUUAAACCAAAUCAAUCGCAACCUGGAUCGAGGCUCAGACGCUGCUCUACAUCGCGUGCGCAACACUGGAAAUGGUCGCAUCAGUCAUAACAACCGGGGCCAAAGAGGAGGGUUCAACCAACAUGGCCGCGGCGGCCGAAUGGCCAUGCAAGGAAGCAUGCAAAUGAGCCCCGAAAACCAGAUGCAGCUGAUGACCAUGCUUGAAGAGCAAGCACGCAUGAUGUCUCAGCUUAUGCCUGGCUUUGUUCCUCCCGCUGUCAACCCCGCGUUCCAAAAUGGCCAAAAUGGCCAAAAUGGACAGAACGGCCAAGGUCGUUCCCUCUUUGACCGCGUUGAGCGCAACGGCCAGCGUGGAGGAAAGCGAGGUUACAAUAAGCCCCGAGGCGUGGAUUCCGGAGAUGUCGACAUGGAAGGCCAGCAGGAUCAAAGCACCCCGGAAGGUGUUUGCCGCUUCAACACGCGAUGCACGCGUGCAGAUUGUCAACUCGCCCAUCAGUCACCCGCUGCCCCCGAAGGCAUCUCGAUCGAACCGUCUGACACUUGCUCCUAUGGAGCAGCCUGCAAGAACAAGAAGUGCACUGGCCGCCAUCCUUCACCUGCAGUGCGAUCCGCCCACCAGGCCGAGGCCAUGUGCCGAUUCUUCCCCAAUUGCACCAACCCUCACUGUCACUUUAAGCAUCCCAGCAUGCCUGUCUGCCGCAAUGGAUCUGACUGCACCGCCGAGGGCUGCAAGUUCACACAUAUUGAAAUCGCCUGCAAGUUUAACCCUUGCUUGAAUCCAUCCUGUCAUUACAAGCACGUCGAAGGCCAGCGUGGCUCUCACUCCGACAAGGUGUGGACCCCAAAAUCUGGAGCGCACGUCAGUGAGCGAAAGUUCAUUGCAGAUGCCGAUGGACCGGAGGAGUUGAUCAAGCCCGAGACUGCCCCCGAGGAGAAUACCCAAGGUCAGGAGAUGACCGCGUGA